AUGAAGAAGUUCGGUUUCGGCAAGAAGAGCGGCGACGACGGCGACGACGCCAGCCGCUCUGCUCUCUUCGGCCGCAAAAGCAAGUCUCCCGCCCCGGGCAACGACAACCCCUACGCCCAAGCCCCCGCCGGCAACGACCCCUACGCCCAGGAAGGAAAUAAAUUCGCCGGCAUGACGCCCUACCAGCAGGCGCGAGCCGGUGCGCCAGGUGUCGGCGCCCCUGGAGGUCUCCCAGGCGGACCCCGACCCGGCGCUGGGUAUGGUGCUCCCCCUCCAGCUGCUGGAGGCUACGGUGCCGAGAAGUACGGGGCUGCGAGCGGCUACGGAGCAAACCGCUAUGACAACAACCAGAAUGCCUAUGGAUCGACUCAGCGACCAGGGGCUGCUGCUGGAGCUCGUGGCCCCGGUGGCUAUGGAGGCUUGGGCCGGUCCAAUAGCAACGACACGGAUGCUGUUCGUGAUGAGCUGUUCAGCGGUGCCCAAGACAGAUACCAGCAGAAGCCUCAGCCUGGCGGCUAUGGCCAGUCUGCUGUCCCUGGCGAAGAUGGAGGUUACGGCGGUUACGGGGCUCCUCGCGAGCUCACGGCCGAGGAGCAGGAAGCCGAGGAGUACCGUGCCACCAAGCAGCAAAUCAACGAGGUCAGAGGAGAGUCUGUCCAGACCGUCAACAGAGCGCUGCAGGCCGCUAUGCAGGCGGAAGAGACCGGUCGAGCAACUCUCGCCCGGCUGGGCGCCCAAGGCGAACGCUUGCACAAUACAGAGAAGAAUCUGGACAUGGCGACGAACCACAACAAAGUUGCGGAGGACCGCGCCAAGGAGCUCAAGACGCUCAACAGGAGCAUGUUCGCCGUCCAUGUCAGCAACCCAUUCACAUCAAAGUCGCGUGCGGCGGAGCGUGACGCAGCAGUCCUCGAACGACACCGCGCCGAACGUGAAACGCGCGAGGCGACCAGACAAGAUGCCUACAAGAGUAACCAGCGCUUGGAAGAAACUUUUAAAGACAUGACACUCUCCGGCCGGCCUCAAGCUAAGACAAAGUCAAGCGUCGCUGAGCGGUCCAAGUUCGUUCUCCCAGAGGAUAGUGAUGAUGAGGACAAUCAACUCGCUCAGCGGCAAGAGGACCAGAUUGACGAUGGUCUUGAUCAAUUGAGUGGUGCUGUCGGACGUCUCAAUGGCCUCGCCAGGGCUCAGAUGAGGGAGGUUGACCAGCAGAAUAUUUUGAUCAACAAGAUUGGCCAAAAGAGCGAUGCCGUCGACGACGGAGUCAGGAUGAACAGAGAGCGCUUGAACCGCAUCAAGUAA
This is a messenger RNA of Colletotrichum higginsianum IMI 349063, 1302 nucleotides long. RefSeq names its product Plasma membrane snare protein. Gene Ontology annotation, biological process: vesicle fusion; exocytosis. The record is from RefSeq and is a predicted model, not a curated record. Gene Ontology annotation, cellular component: SNARE complex; plasma membrane. Lineage: Eukaryota; Fungi; Ascomycota; Sordariomycetes; Glomerellales; Glomerellaceae. The coding region runs from base 1 to 1302 and encodes 433 amino acids. The transcript is spliced from 2 exons. Gene Ontology annotation, molecular function: SNAP receptor activity; syntaxin binding.